Messenger RNA from Branchiostoma belcheri (Belcher's lancelet), 1519 nucleotides. Its product is annotated as extensin-like. The record is from RefSeq and is a predicted model, not a curated record. NCBI's taxonomy places the organism in Eukaryota, Metazoa, Chordata, Leptocardii, Amphioxiformes, Branchiostomatidae. The transcript is spliced from 4 exons. Bases 137 to 1435 code for a protein of 432 amino acids.
AAGACGCGCGCUAAUUUUGUGCCAAGUUACGGUAUAUGGACCCCUCGAAGGGCCGCCAGCCCAGCCGAAUAGCACGUCACAAGACUCCAACACCUUAACACGGAGACAGAAGAAGGAGGAAGAACUUGCUGUCGUCAUGACAACCUGGCUCGUCGUGUCCCUCUGUCUCUUCGGGCUGGUCUGUGGAGGGCCAAUCCAGAAGAGACAGGCGAUUGAUACCAGCAGUUACUGGAUCCUAGAUGAGAAUGACGAGUAUAUCGUGAACCCCAACUACAUCGCACCUCCUGAACCAGACCUGGAUGAAGAUGAAGAUUACUACUAUCCUGAUGAGGACGAGGACGAAGACUACAAGUACGAAGAAGAGGAAGAACCGUACUACCCUGAUGAAAACGAACCGUACUAUCCAGAAGAGGAGGACAAACAACCGGAGUCGGAAAUUGACACCACGAGCUACUGGAUUCUAGACAAAAACAACGAGUAUGUUAUAAACCCGAACUACAUCCCGCCUCCUGAGCUGGAGUAUGAAGACGGGGAAGGGGAGGAUUAUGAUGACGAUGAUGAUGAAGAGGAGGAUCCGUACGAACCAUAUGAACCGUACGAACCGGAACCAGAUCCAUACGAACCGGAACCGUAUCAGCCGGAACCAGACCCGUAUCCGUAUCAGCCGGAACCGGAUCCGUAUGAGCCGGAACCAGACCCGUAUCCGUAUCAGCCGGAACCAGAUCCGUAUGAACCGGAACCAGACCCGUACCCGUAUCAGCCGGAACCAGACCCGUAUCCGUAUCAACCAGAACCCGAUCCCUAUGUACCAGAACCAGAUCCGUAUGAACCGGAACCCGACCCGUACCCGUAUCAGCCGGAACCAGACCCGUAUCCGUAUCAACCGGAACCCGAUCCCUAUGUACCAGAACCAGAUCCGUAUCAGCCGGAACCCGACCCGUAUCCGUAUCAACCGGAACCCGACCCGUAUCCGUAUCAACCGGAACCAGAUCCGUAUGUACCGGAACCAGAUCCGUAUGUACCGGAACCAGAUCCGUAUGUACCGGAACCAGAUCCGUAUGUACCGGAACCAGAUCCGUAUCAACCGGAACCGGAUCCGUAUGACCCAUACGUACCGGGUGGGGAUCGGUUUUCGAACGAGGUGGAGCCAAAACAACCGGAUCCGGACCCCGUGCCGCCGGAACCGGAGGAACCUGUUGUAGUCGCGCCAAAAGAAACACCAAAGGCGGAGGGAGAAAAUGAAGCAGCACCGGAAUCACCAGGCCAGCCCGAGACCCCUAACGGUAACGGUCCGAUGGCGAAGGUGGACCCGUACGUGUGGGAGGACAGGCCGUACUACAACCCCUUCCACCCGCUCAACUACUGGAUCAUGAACAAAGACAAAUCAUGGGUCCAAAACCCCUUCUACGAUCCUAAUUAUCAAUUUAAAAAGUAAAACUGCAAUCAGAUUUGUUUAAAGUUAAAACUUUUGUUCCAACACAACAAAUUCCUCUCACCUAGAGCUUUCGACCAGUCACUC